This is a messenger RNA of Eremomyces bilateralis CBS 781.70, 4170 nucleotides long. Its product is annotated as WD repeat-containing protein-like protein mip1. Gene Ontology annotation, molecular function: protein-macromolecule adaptor activity; protein binding. Gene Ontology annotation, biological process: positive regulation of protein serine/threonine kinase activity; positive regulation of cell growth; cellular response to amino acid stimulus. The record is from RefSeq and is a predicted model, not a curated record. NCBI's taxonomy places the organism in Eukaryota, Fungi, Ascomycota, Dothideomycetes, Eremomycetales, Eremomycetaceae. The transcript has 4 exons. Gene Ontology annotation, cellular component: cytoplasm; TORC1 complex. The coding region runs from base 1 to 4170 and encodes 1389 amino acids.
AUGCUGGUGGACGGGACGGAUGCACGAGCUCCAGGAAUUGCAGCGAGGAGGGUAAAUGGGACAGGGGCAAGAGGUGCAUCGUCGCCGAGACCGGGAUUGCUCCGAGCAAAGACGGAUUUUGGACCAAGAGGAAGUGUACCUGCGAGAGAUGACGAGGUGGAAAGCAAAGCGAGCACCGAAGUCGAAUGGGGGAUCCGACACGGAUUCGAUACGCAGCUGAACUCGGAGGAGUAUAACAAUGUGUUGAAUUCGAACUUCUUCAUGUACUUCACCGACAAGCGCCAUGAGACCGGAGGCAAUCCGCGUGAGGAAACAUUCCGACUGGCAGAAUGGCGAAUGCGCGAUCGAUUGAAGACCAUUUCAGCGGUUAUCCUUCUGUGCCUGAACAUUGGCGUGGAUCCUCCAGAUGCGUUCAAGACGAAUCCCUGCGCCAAGCUUGAGUGCUGGAUUGAUCCUACCGGCUCCACAGGAACCUCUGGACAAACAGCGAUGAAUACAAUUGGGAAGCAGCUACAGUGGCAAUACGAGCAAUUGAGCAUGCGGACACGAUUCAAGCUCUGCCUAGACCCGACAGUGGACGAGACCAAGAAGUUUUCUCAGCAGAUCCGGCGUAACGCAAGGCAAGAGAGAAUUCUACUUCACUACAAUGGACAUGGCGUUCCCAAGCCUACACCAUCCGGGGAGAUCUGGGUGUUCAACCGCAACUACACACAGUACAUCCCUAUCUCACUUUUCGACUUGCAGGCCUGGCUUGGCGCUCCGAGCAUCUUCGUAUAUGACUGCUCAGAGGCUGGUUUGAUCAUAAACAAUUUCAACAAGUUCGCAGAGAAGCACAUUCAAGAGAUUGCCGAAAACCGCGAACGAGAUCCGCACGUCGAGUACAUGGACUUCUCCGACUGCAUUCAACUUGCUGCGUGUCGAGAGAAGGAAACCCUCCCUACCAACCCUGAAUUGCCUGCCGACAUCUUCACCUCCUGUCUUACCACCCCUAUCGACAUGGCGGUCCGCUUUUUUGUUCUACACAACCCUCUCCCUCAGGGUCUCUCAGUCGAGGAUGCUGCGCGUAUACCAGGAAAGGUCAGUGAGAGGCGAACUCCAAUCGGCGAACUCAACUGGAUCUUUACCGCCAUCACCGACACGAUUGCCUGGAACUCGCUUGAGACUCCGGUCUUCAAGAAACUGUUCCGUCAGGACCUGAUGGUCGCGGCCCUCUUCCGAAACUUCCUGCUCGCUCAACGCAUCAUGCAAACCUAUCACUGUCAUCCACAAUGCUAUCCCGAAAUACCAGACACACAUAAUGAUCCGUUGUGGCACUCUUGGGACUUGGCCCUUGAGAACAUUAUGGCACAAAUGCCAGAUCUCAUGGCUGCACAGCGGGAGGAGAAAGAAUACGAAUACCACCCAUCGGAUUUCUUCGCUGAACAGUUGAGUGCCUUCGAAGUAUACUUGAACCAAGGUGCCGUUGACAAGAAAUGUCCCGAGCAGUUGCCGAUCGUGCUGCAAGUCUUGUUGAGCCAAAGUCAUCGGCUACGGGCCCUCAUUUUGCUGAGCAAGUUCCUCGAUUUGGGGCCUUGGGCGGUGAAUUUGGCGUUGAGCAUUGGCAUCUUUCCAUACGUGCUGAAAUUGCUGCAAUCCCAAGCACCAGAGUUAAAACCAGUGAUGGUGUUCAUUUGGGCGCGGAUUUUGGCGGUGGACCAGAACUGCCAGUCGGAUCUGGUCAAAGAUAACGGAUACCGUUAUUUUACACAGAUCCUCCGACCGGAUAUGGCCUUUCCGACCAACAAUGCCAGCGAGCACCGCGCCAUGUGCGCCUUCAUCGUGGCCAUAUUCUGUAAAGACUUUCACCAAGGCCAAGUCGUCUCCCUCAGCCAAGAACUCAUCGAAAUCUGCCUCAACCACAUGUCCGAUCUCGAGAACCCGCUUCUCCGCCAAUGGGCCUGUCUUUGCCUCAGCAUGCUAUGGGUCGACUACUCCGACGCCAAAUGGGCAGGCAUUCGGUGCGGCGCUCAUCAACGACUCUGUGAGCUCGUCGUUGACCCUGUCGCCGAAGUGCGAUCCGCUAUGUUGCAUGCACUAACGACGUUCCUGGGCAUCACGGACCUAACGCAGCAGGUAGCCCAGAUUGAAGAGAGCAUUGCAAGCAUGGUCUUGGUCAUGGCGGCCGACGGCAAUAGUAUGGUCAGGAAGGAGCUUAUAGUGUUCUUCUCAACAUUCGUUGCAAGGUAUCAGAGUCGGUUCUUGGUGGCUGCGUACGAACAAAUGUUGUCAGAGCAGGCAUCUUUUGCGAACGGCACAAUAGGUAAGCGCAAGGGGAAACAAAACGGCGAGGAGCCUCCCCAAAGCAGCUCGGUGGCGGACAAUACGGUGUUCGCAGCUGUAUGGAAGGAGGUGCUGAUACUCUCUGUCGACCCACACCCUGAGGUCUCACAGAAUGCUUGUGUGAUCGUGGACUAUAUCCUAGCUGCACUGUUGGAAUCGCCACUGGAACCGUUCGUUUCGGAUGCAAUCCAGUCAAUCCUGGGGCGCAGUCGAUCAAAGGACCCGCAAGCAAAGUUCUUUGGCGAAGUCUCCAAAGCACCGGCAUCGGCUCCUGGAACCCUUACGCCAUCAACACCGACGAAGCAGGAUAGCUAUAUCACGCUUGGUCUGAAGCGGACAGCUAGCAUUGCCGCUUCGUUGAGGAACCUUGCGGUUGGUGGAUAUAGCUCUGGGAACGAGCAAACCCCUUUGCCAAAGACGCCUUCCAAGCCCUUUAAUUCUGAACGAACAACUCCGCGAGGCAAAUUGCCCAACGAAUGGCGUGCUCUCGAUGGCCUUCAACACCAGCCAUCUCCUUCUGCCCAAGGUCGGUCUCCCAUGUCUCCGCCUCCGAAGCGUUUCUCGGUUCGAAGGAAUGAGGCCCCUCAGAUCCCACUGAAGAGCAACUUCUUCGACUGGUGCGUUGAAUACUUCCGUGAGCCGCAGAUGAAGCCCUCCGAAGCCGACGAGCCAGGCUCCACCGAUUACAACGAGCGCCUCUGGCGCCGUACCCGGAAUGACCGCAUCAUCGAAAAAACCCAAAUCCUUAAGGAAGAGGCCAGCUCGAACCGUUGGGAUCGACCCAAAGGGUUCUGGAACAAUGCAACGCAACCCAUCAAGAUGUGCUUCCAUCAAUUCGAAGACCAACUCAUCGUGGCCGAUGCCAAGUCUGGCAUCAGCGUCUGGGACUGGAAGAAAUCCGUCGUCCUCUCCCGCUUCAACAACGGCAACCCGCUCGGAAGCAAAAUCACCGAGCUGCGCUUGAUUAACGAAGACGACCAUGCCCUCCUCAUGACCGGCUCCUCCGACGGCUCCCUCAAAGUGUUCCGCAACUACGAGACCUCCUCGUCCACCGAGCUCGUCACCGCCUUCCGCGCCCUCACCGACCUCGUCCCCUCCAACAAGAAUGCCGGCCUCGUCUUCGACUGGCAGCAGUCGCGCGGCCAAGUUCUCGUCGCCGGCGACGUCAAAGUUAUUCGUGUCUGGAACGCCGGCACGGAGAUCUGCACGGCGGAUAUCCCUGCACGGUCGGGAUCGUGCAUCACCAGCCUCACUUCCGACCAGGUGGAAGGCCACAUGUUCGUGGCGGCGUUCGGCGACGGGGCGGUGCGCGUGUAUGACCAGCGGUUGCGGCCUGCGACGGCGAUGGUGCGGGUGUGGAAGGAACAUAAGCAGUGGAUCAGCGGGGUGCAUUUGCAGAGGGGUGGGCAACGGGAGUUGGUAUCGGCAUGUAGGGAUGGGGAGGUCAAGUUGUGGGAUAUGCGGUGGGAUCGGAGCAUUAAGACGGUGCGGGCGGCCGGGAUGGCGAAUAUGGGUUUGUCGACGGCGGGUGCGACAGGUGCAGGAGGUACGGUGGCAGCGUAUCGACCGGAGGGGAUCAAGUGUCUCACCGUGCAUGAGCAUGCUCCGGUAUUUGCUGUUGGCACCACUCGCCAUCAAGUCAACCUCUUCAACACGCAAACUCUCACCCCGCUCUCCUCGUUCGAGCCGUAUUCCUCCUUCUUGGGCCACCGCGCAACGCCCGUCGCGACGAUCGCCUUCCAUCCGCAUCGCAUGAUGAUCGCGGGGGCGGCCGAAGGCGACCAUCACAUUAAUGUGUAUGCAUGUGGUGGGAAGAAGCCGGCGAAAGGAGUUGUUGCCGACGAUAUUUAG